Messenger RNA from Prorocentrum cordatum, 516 nucleotides. NCBI's taxonomy places the organism in Eukaryota, Dinophyceae, Prorocentrales, Prorocentraceae. The record is from the annotation of a GenBank genome assembly.
AUGCUGAAGAAGCGUCGCUUGCUUCUCAAUCAAAUGAUGCUGUACUGCACUCAGUUCCUUUGGAUUAUUCUCUACACUCAGCUCCUUUGGAUUAUUCUCUGCACUCAGCUCCUCUGGAUUAUUCUCGAGUGCAAAGGGAAGGUGGAGGCCCCGAGGCGCUGCCGUUGGCAUCCUCGAAAACCCACGGAGAGUGCGAAAUCGACCAGCGUAAAGAUAACUGUGCUUCUUCUUCCCGGCUCUGUUCAGAUGAGUUGCAGAGCAAUCGAUCUGAGUGUCAAGCUGCCAGGGACUGGGCCCGUGCCAAUGACGACGCAGUUGCUCUUUGGCGGGAAUUCGAACGGCUCCCGAAAGAGGAGUUUUAUGCUCGGAUCGAGGCGCUCAAGGCAUACAAACUUCGAAUGGGAAUUGAGAGUCCCGAGGAGGCGCCGAGUCCUGAGGAGGAUGCUGGCCGUGGGAAAGGCCAGAGGCACCGCAGAAACAGGAGGCGGGCAAGGGCGAAGGCUCAGGCAGUUCUAA